AUGACUGCUCGCCAUGGUGCCAUUGGUCCAUGCACCGUCUCUUCCCCGCGGUCCGUGCGCUGCGGGUACCGCUGUGACAGGUGGCCCAGUUCUCGGUGCCGUUCUCGGCCGCUCCCGCUGGGCAGCGGGGCUCCUGGAGGCUCGGAGAUCGAGCCGGAAGACCUGGCACACCUGGAGAGGAUCCUAGCGCCCUCUCUGAGCAUCGCCCCCAGCAGCAUCUCGGGUCUGGGUCUACACGCACGACGCGCCUGCGUACCAGGCACCGACUUGGCCAGCGAAAGGGCCUUCGUGUGGUGUGGCGCCUCCCGGGAGCGAGCCUCCAAGGGCUUCAAUGCUUCGGAUAUUUUUCCCAAAGAGCUCCUCACGGAUCCUGAUCACCAAUCCUGUGCCCUCACCGCGGUGCUGUGCUUAAUGCACACGCGGCUGACCACGGCCUCGAUCGGUGUUUGGUUCCGCGUGACCAGCCGUGGGCCGCGCCACUGGCUGAGCCCUUGGUGUCCCCAACGGCGCUGGUUGGAGCGACGCUGCCGGGUGGUGCGGAAGCUCUUGCAGGAGGCAUCCUUUCGUGGCACCCCUUUGUCGCUGAAGAUCAGUGACGAGGAGAUUAUGGACUUUGAUCUUCGGUGUAUGGGGACCACGAUUGGCAAGGACCGCAUCAUCCCUUUGACCUUCUCCUUGCUGAACCACUCCUGCUGCCCCAAUGCCAAGAUCAGCUACCUGAACGAUUUGGGCACGCUCCGCUGCAUCCGGCCCAUUCAAGAGGGGGAGGAGAUCCUCGUCUCGUACAUUGAUGAGUUUCAAGACGUGCUCUCAAGACGCUACUUCUUCCUGGAGCUGACUGGCGCCAAGUGCCUUUGCCCCCGCUGUGCGGCCAACUUUGGCCAGGGCGGCGAUGUGCUCAGCCGGUGGAUCUGCCCCAGUUGUCGAGAAGUUCUGGAGGAUGAGGCCGUCCACUGUGCCUGUGGACUGACGGUCACGGCCGGCGAGCGGCGCAGCCGGCGGGGCGCGGAGCAACGCUUCUGGGAGCUACUGGGACAGGAGACUCGACGCUUCUUGAAGGUGGCAGGCAGUGGCAUCGCCGAAGAGAUCAAGAACUCCAUGAGCACGGUCAGCAAGGUCCUCUCAGAGCUGCAUCACCUGCGGCCUUAUGGUAGCCCUGCCAGCAUCAAGGCGGCAUCGAUGCUGCGCAGUGCCUACGCCAGCGUGCAACGCGGCAGCCCCCAGCUGAAUGAGUUCGCCCGGAGGAUGGAGCUGGACUACUGCAAAGAGCUGGCGAAGCACCAUAGCCUCCUUGCCGAAGAGGUGGCCGCUUUCCACAAGCUGCCCAGCUCCGUGGAUGACGACGUCUUGCGGCGCUUGGUCUCUGCGCUGCGCCUGCAUGAGCUCGUGGCACCCGCAUGUGGCGGUGCGACGAGCCUGCGGCGCGUAGGACCAAAGGCGGAUGGAGGCUACGUGGUCUUUGACCAGGGGAAUUGGCCCAUUUGUAAGAACCUCCUCAGCUACGGCGUCGGGACCAACGUUGACUUUGAAUGGGAGCUAGCGUCGUCUGGGACCAAGGUCAUCCUCUUUGAUCACACGGUCCACGGCUUGCCACGGCAGCAUCCCAACAUCACUUUCGUUCAGGAAGCGCUGUGUGAUCGCAGUCUACCAGGGGCUGGCAACACCUUGUCUGAGCACCUGCGGCUUUGUCAUCAAGGCUCCUUGAUGUUGAAGAUGGACGUGGAGGGGGCAGAGUUCUCAGCCCUCCUGGCGUCGAAGGAGAUCGUGGGCCACUUCGACCAAAUCUGCUUAGAGCUGCACUGGCUCGGCCGUCCUCACCGCUCGGCCUCCGCUUUGACCAAGGCGCUGGCUUUGGAGCUGCUCCAGGAGCACUUUGUCUUGCUCCAUGCGCAUGGCAACAGUUAUGGGGACGUCAUGGAGGUAGCAGGCUGCCUCAUCCCUGACGUUCUUGAGGUGCUUUAUGUGAAUCGGAGGCUCUUAAGCCCCACGCAGUUUCGGCCCAAUGAGAAAGGCCUUUUGCCCAACGACGUUUUAGACGCCAACAACUGUCCCUUUACGCCGGACAUCGCCCUCAUUGGCGCUCCCUUCGGCGCGGAGAUGCCGGCAUCGCCCGACGGAGCCAAAACAGGGUCGACGGCGGACUCGCGCCGACUCGCGCCGCGCCUUCUCCGGGUGCCACACCGGUCGCCGGUCACCGUUGCGGUGGGAGCCACGGGCUCAUACUCGGCUCGGUGGGCGUUUGGACCCGAUGUUCUUGAGCUGGGCACCUUACGUGUGGCCUGUGAGGCCCGCGAUGGCUCCUGGGGCAUCGCCCAGCGCGGCCUGGGGGGGUUCAUGACAGACGUUGAAGGCAAACUUUACGAAGAUUUCCUUCAGUGCAAGCGUUCGCACCCCAAUGGCGACAUGCGCGGGCAAGAGGUGGUAUGGAAACCGAGCAGGCGAUGCGUGCCCGGCCCUGUGCCCACCGAGCCCGACAAGAUCAGCGCAUGGCCGCCCUGGGUGCCUCCGAAAGGCACCUGGGUCCCGCGUCCCGAACGGAAGCACAGCGAGGACAAGUACGAUGCCAAGGUUGACGCCUUUGCGCACAACUUCAUGCAGCAGAUGCGGAGGAGGCAACGGGAGAAGGAGCGGCAAGAGGAUCGAGAUUGCAAGCGCCUGGUUCAAUCUCUCGAUGUUUGGGAAGGCGAGCUCCGGCGACGGCGCCUCCUGUCGCAGUUGGGACCGGGGAAGAUCCCAGGUGCCAGCAAGCCGAUGGCCAUUGGCCGGCCCGACACGCCGUCCGAGCAGUCGCUGCGGGGAUCGGUCUCGGAGCCCACGCUGUGA
Durusdinium trenchii is the source of this 2823-nucleotide messenger RNA. The record is from the annotation of a GenBank genome assembly. NCBI's taxonomy places the organism in Eukaryota, Dinophyceae, Suessiales, Symbiodiniaceae.